Balaenoptera musculus (blue whale) is the source of this 1516-nucleotide messenger RNA. Its product is annotated as homeobox protein OTX2-like. The record is from RefSeq and is a predicted model, not a curated record. Gene Ontology annotation, molecular function: DNA-binding transcription factor activity, RNA polymerase II-specific; RNA polymerase II cis-regulatory region sequence-specific DNA binding. Gene Ontology annotation, cellular component: nucleus. Gene Ontology annotation, biological process: multicellular organism development; regulation of transcription by RNA polymerase II. NCBI's taxonomy places the organism in Eukaryota, Metazoa, Chordata, Mammalia, Artiodactyla, Balaenopteridae.
CCCCCGGAUUUGGGCCGACUUUGCGCCUCCAAACAACCUUAGCAUGAUGUCUUAUCUUAAGCAACCGCCUUACGCAGUCAAUGGGCUGAGUCUGACCACUUCGGGCAUGGACUUGCUGCACCCCUCGGUAGGCUACCCGGCCACCCCUCGGAAACAGCGGCGGGAGAGGACGACAUUCACCCGGGCGCAGCUAUAUGUGCUGGAAGCGUUAUUUGCUAAGACCCGAUACCCAGAUGUCUUCAUGCGGGAGGAGACGGCGCUGAAAACCAUCUUGCCCGAGUCCAGGGUACAGGUGCGGUUUAAGAAUCGAAGAGCUAAGUGCCGCCAACAGCAGCAGCAACAGCAGAAUGGAGGUCAAAACAAAGUGAGACCUGCCAGAAAGAGGACGUCUCCUGCUCGGGAAGUGAGUUCAGAGAGUGGAACAAGUGGCCAAUUCCCUCCCCGCUCUAGCACCUCAGGCCCAGCCAUUUCCAGCAGCAGUGCGGUGUCUGUCUGGAGCCCAGCUUCCAUCUCCCCACCGUCAGAUCCCUUGUUCACCUCCUCUUCCUGCAUGCAGAGGUCCUAUCCCAUGACCUAUACUCAGGCUUCAGGUUAUAGUCAAGGAUAUGCUGGCUCAACUUCCUACUUUGGGGGCGUGGACGGUGGAUCUUAUUUGACCCCUAUGCAUCACCAGCUUCCUGGACCAGGGACCACACUCAGUCCCAUGGGUACCAAUGCAGUCACCAGCCAUCUCAAUCAGUCCCCAGCUUCUCUUUCCACCCAGGGAUGUGGAGCUUCAAGCUUGCGUUUUAACUCAACCACUGAUUGCUUGGAUUAUAAGGACCAAACUGCCUCCUGCAAGCUUAACUUCAAUGCUGACUGCUUGGAUUAUAAAGAUCAGACAUCUUCGUGGAAAUUCCAGGUUUUGUGAGGACCUGCAGAACCUCUUUUUGUGGAUGAUUUUUAAAUAUACUGAGCUGGACGUUCCAGUGUUAGCCAGGCCUUGGUUAAAAGAGUUAGAUGGCAUGACGCUCAGACUCAUCUUCUGAUCGAUGUCGCGGGAGGCAUAGAAGGAAAGAUGAAAGGCCUUAGAGGGGCCUGCCAACCAGCUACCUGAAAUGGACAAACCAUUUGAUACUUAAGAUCCUAUCAUAGUUUUAGAUCAUUGGUUUUACUGAUUCGCAAAGUGAUCGAAAGCAUUCUAGCCACGUGCAACCAAAUACCACCAAAAAUAAACAAACAAAACUAAAUUGUGAGGGGAAAGGAGGGAAGGACAUCGUCUUCUUAAGCAGAGGUGUUCCAACGUCUCAGCCAAUCCUUGGUUGAAUCUUAGGAAUGGACAGUGUCUCAAGCUCACUCAUGUUUCAUGACCAACUGGUCGCUGGCACUGAAAAACUUUUCAGGGCUGUGUGAAUUGUGCGACUGAUUGUCCUAGAUGCACUACUUUAUUUCAAAAAUAAUGUUCAUAAGGAGUCAAUAUGUAGUUUAAGAGACAAUCAGUGUGUGUCUUAUAUAAAUGGUACAUCUGUGGUUUUUA